Messenger RNA from Dicentrarchus labrax (European seabass), 1253 nucleotides. It is a transcript of the gene cimap1d, whose product is annotated as outer dense fiber of sperm tails 3-like 2b. The coding region runs from base 473 to 1234 and encodes 253 amino acids. The record is from RefSeq and is a predicted model, not a curated record. The transcript is spliced from 5 exons. Gene Ontology annotation, cellular component: cytoskeleton. NCBI's taxonomy places the organism in Eukaryota, Metazoa, Chordata, Actinopteri, Moronidae.
GGGGGGGAGCUAGCAUUACAUGAGAGUGAAUCGGAGUGAUGACAUUGUUCCUAAGUACCAGCUGAGUGCACCUAUACAUCCACCUCUGUGGAGGAAGGGCUAUUCACCUGUCUGAGCCACCACAGAUGGAACAUUUAGACAAAGGGACAAACAGGCAGAGAGAAAACCCUAUCCAGUGUAGAGUCUGCUGUGCUGUUGACACUUUGAUAUGUAUUAAGCGUGUCAGGUUUCCUGAUUGUUUUCAGAGGAAAUUAGGGAUUGAUUCUGGAUCGUCCAGGAUUCUGGGUUUCAGUGUCAGCCAGGGCAUGGGUGGAGCUGGAUCCAUGGAGAAAUAAUACUGUGAUAUCUGAAGAAAGACCACCAUGGAUGGAUAUGGAUUAAGGAGUCAGGUGCACUUCUGAAGCUCAUCUCACGAUUGUAUUUCAAAUAUUGCUAUCAUUGAGGGAUUCCUGAAGCAUUCACCUCUUCUACAAUGAGUCCAAUGGAGAAAAAAUACCCAGUAAUUGCAGGAAGAGAAAAAGGGCCAGGACCUGGACGUUAUGGGCUUCCUCCCACCAUUGGAUUUGUUGGCCAUGAUUUUACCAAGCCAACUAGCCCUGCCUAUUCUUUCCAUGGCAGGAUGAGUGACAAUAUGUAUUGUAUUGACUCAAGUCCGGGGCCUCAGUAUCAUAUUGAUGCAAAAAUCACUCGUUUUGGACGGGAUGGCACACCUGCAUACUCAAUGUUGGGCCGAAUGAAAGCAGAGAAAGAGCUAUUCCAGACACCUGGACCAGGUGCAUACAGCCCAGAGAAAGCCCCACCAUGCAACCUCCAGCGCAGACCCCCGUCCUACACAAUGAGCUCUCGAACACACUACAGGGGAAUCGACUCAGUACCUGCUCCUAACAAGUACUGUCUCCCUCCGCUCAUGGGCCCUCAAGUCCCAAACAAGCCAGCCAGUGCAAGCUAUACAAUGUCAGGUAGUUACAGCACAGGGGGACCAUCUGUGGAUUUAGCCAAGACGCCAGGGCCUUGCAGGUACAACAGUACAGACCCAAGUGUUUAUCUACCCCGACAGCCAGCAUUUUCCAUGCUGGGACGACACAAUUUAACCAGAGAUGGCACCAAGAAACCCGGUCCUGGGACUUAUAAUCCAGAGAAAGUGACUGUUCACAAGGCUCGGGCACCAGCCUACUCUUUGGGCAUCAGACACUCAGAAUUUGUUACUCCACUAGUUGUCAAUGUUUCUGACUGAAUGUCACCCACUCCCACAA